AUGGCGGUCACAGAACAAGACACACAGGUUCCGACUCUCCGCAAGAUCCUCACCUCGGAAUCCGAGCCUCUUGCACGUCGCUUCCGCGCUCUCUUUUCGCUCAAGCAUCUUGCGUCCCUGCAGCCAGCCAACGCGCAGACGGUGCCUGCAAUCGAGGCUAUCGCAGCCGCCUUUAGCUCACCAUCUGCCUUGCUCAAGCACGAGCUAGCCUACUGCUUAGGACAGUCGCGACAUGAUGCCGCUAUUGCGCCGUUGAGGGAAGUGCUGGAGGAUAGGGAAGAAGAUUCCAUGUGUAGACAUGAGGCCGCCGAAGCACUCGCUGCUUUGGGAGAUAAGGGCAGCUUACCCUUGUUGAAAGAAUUGAGGGACGACGUGAAGGAGGUCGACGUUGUGCGAGAGACGUGUGAUAUUGCCGUCGAUCGCCUGGAGUGGGAGCACGGGCUGCAGAAAGAGCAGGAGAAGUUGAAGAAGAGCGACUUCACAUCUAUCGAUCCUGCGCCGCCACUACCCCAGAGCACCGAGUCCCCGUCGAUAGCAGAUCUUGAGAAGACACUCCUCGACACGUCGCUGCCCUUGUUCCAUCGCUAUCGAGCCAUGUUUGCUCUGCGCGACCUCUCCUCGCCGCCAGACCUUCCCACGGCCGUCCCGGCCGUGCAGGCCCUUGCCCGCGGGUUUAGCGACCCAUCUGCGCUAUUCCGCCACGAGAUUGCUUUCGUCUUUGGACAGCUGUCGCAUCCCGCAUCCAUUCCUAGUCUUACCGAGGCGCUCAGCAAUGUAGAAGAAGCGAGCAUGGUCCGACAUGAGGCUGCCGAGGCGCUUGGAAGCCUGGGUGAUGAGGAGGGGGUGGAAAACACUUUGCGCAAGUUCUUGAACGACCCAGAACAGGUGGUGCGCGAUAGUGUGAUUGUGGCGCUCGACAUGGCCGAGUUUGAGAAGAAUGGAGAAGUGGAGUAUGCGAUUGUGCCUGGCGCACAGGCCGUCGCAGCUUAG
Cucurbitaria berberidis CBS 394.84 is the source of this 990-nucleotide messenger RNA. RefSeq names its product deoxyhypusine hydroxylase-like protein. Bases 1 to 990 code for a protein of 329 amino acids. The transcript is spliced from 2 exons. Gene Ontology annotation, biological process: peptidyl-hypusine biosynthetic process. The record is from RefSeq and is a predicted model, not a curated record. NCBI's taxonomy places the organism in Eukaryota, Fungi, Ascomycota, Dothideomycetes, Pleosporales, Cucurbitariaceae. Gene Ontology annotation, molecular function: deoxyhypusine monooxygenase activity.